Messenger RNA from Cucumis sativus (cucumber), 2176 nucleotides. RefSeq names its product histone-lysine N-methyltransferase ASHR1. Gene Ontology annotation, molecular function: protein binding. Gene Ontology annotation, cellular component: nucleus. The record is from RefSeq and is a predicted model, not a curated record. The transcript is spliced from 15 exons. The coding region runs from base 331 to 1776 and encodes 481 amino acids. NCBI's taxonomy places the organism in Eukaryota, Viridiplantae, Streptophyta, Magnoliopsida, Cucurbitales, Cucurbitaceae.
CGCCCUCUCUCGUCUUGCCCAUCUCACUCAGUCUCUCUUACUCUUGAACAUUCGGUAUCACUCUUGUUCAAUUUCAUUGGUGUCUCUCUCAUCUCAUUAGACUCCUUGGUGUCAUUCAGUCUAGCCUUCUCUACUUGAUGUUGCUUCGAGAAGAAGCCAAAGAAAUGCGCUAGAGAAGAAGACGAUGACAUUGCAAAGGUUAGAUGUCGAAGAAAAAGAAAACCGUGGGGAGAUGAGAAAAAAUAUGUAUCACAUCGGGCGGGAAAUAAAAAAAAAACAAACCUAAAUCAAUAUUGAAGACCCUCACUCCGCACUGUGUUUACAGAAUUCAUGGAGGAUUUGCACAGUGCUCUAAACGACCGUGGGUUAACAGUUACUAUUCUGCCGGAGAAGGGCCGGAGCCUCUUUACCACCAGGAAUUUCCGCCCGGGAGAAGAAAUAAUUAGCCAAGAACCUUAUGUAUGCGUUCCCAACAACUCACCUGUCGAGUCCAGAUGUGACAGAUGUUUUGCAUCAAUAAACCUUAAGAAGUGCUCAGCUUGCAAAGUCGCAUGGUAUUGCAGUAGUGUGUGUCAGAAGUCAGAGUGGAAGUUGCAUCGUCUUGAAUGUGAUGCUCUUGCAAGGCUUGACAAAGAUAGGCAUAAAUCUGUUACUCCAUCUAUAAGGUUGAUGAUCAAACUCUUUAUUCGAAGAAAAUUGCAAAGUGAAAAGGUCAUACCUAUGGCUGCAACAGACAAUUAUAAAUUGGUGGAGGAACUAAUAGAUCACAUGUCUGGCAUCGAUGAAAAACAGCUGGUGUUGUAUGCUCAGAUGGGAACUCUUGUGAAUUUUAUUCUGCAGUGGCCAGGAAUGAACGUAAAAGAGAUAGCAGUGAACUUUUCCAAGCUUGCAUGUAAUGCACAUACCAUAUGUGACAGUGAACUUAGACCAUUGGGGACUGGACUAUAUCCUGUAAUCUCUAUUAUAAAUCAUAGCUGCUUGCCCAAUGCUGUUUUGGUAUUUGAGGGAAGAACUGCUGUGGUUCGUGCUGUGCAACAUAUACCAGCGGGUGCUGAGGUGUCGAUAAGUUAUAUUGAAACUGCUGGAAGCACUAUGACUCGGCAGAAGACUCUUAAAGAAAACUACUUAUUCACUUGCACAUGCUCUCGAUGUGUUAAAGCUCAAGAAGAUGAAAUCAAAGAAAGUGCAAUUUUGGAGGGCUACAGGUGCAGAAAUGACCAAUGUGAUGGCUUCCUGCUCCGUAACUCAGAUGACACUGGAUUCACAUGCCAGCAAUGUGGACUUGUUCGCAGUAAGGAGGAUAUAAAAAAUAUUGCUAGUAAAAUAAAAUCAAUAUCAGAUGAAGCUUCUACUUCUCUGUCUUCCCAAAGUUAUGCAGAAGCUUUAUUUAUGUAUGAAAAAGUUGAGAAACUCCAAAGGAUAUUAUGCCAUCCUUAUUCCAUCAGUUUGAUGCAAACUCGAGAAAAGCUUCUCAAGAUUUCGAUGGAGCUAGAAAAUUGGACAAAAGCUCUAACAUACUGCAAAUUGACAAUUUCAGUCUAUCAGAAACUAUACCCUGGGAUCCAUCCGUUGCUUGGAUUGCAGUUCUACACUUGUGGGAAAUUGGAAUGGUUACUUGGGCACACAGAGGAUGCUAUAAAAUCUUAUACAAAGGCAUUUGAUAUUCUGCGAAUUACUCAUGGAACUAAUUCAAGUUUCAUGAAGGAACUGCUGCUAAAGUUGGAGGAAGCUCGUGCUGAAGCUUCUUAUAAACUCUCAUCUACUGAUGAUGAGUAGAUCCACUGUUCACUUCUAACUUCUAAGGAGUAAGUUCAGAACCAUGCUUCACACAAAGCCCUUCUUGGCUCCAUCUCUGUACUUAAUAUGAGCUCAAUCGUUUACGACUUGGCUGUAUAUGGUGAAUUGUAACAACCAUGGUUCAGUGGUGAAAUUAGAAAUGGUUUGUUUUUCAUUCAAAACUACAUUAUUUUUGUUAAGGGGCCAUUGCAAAAAUGUCAAAGUGCUUUGGUAAAAUUAAGCCUAUUUCAUGUUUUAUGAUUUUGCAAAAAAUGACAAUCAUUGUCAGUACAAUUGAAAUACUUUGAUGACCCAAAUGCCCCUUCCUAUUAAAAAUGUGAUUGUAUUUGGUUUUCCUCUAAUUACCAAUUAUAACAAUUUUUAUCUUAUUACUGUUCAA